Messenger RNA from Atta colombica, 2336 nucleotides. Its product is annotated as ATP-dependent RNA helicase dbp2-like. The transcript has 7 exons. The coding region runs from base 154 to 1989 and encodes 611 amino acids. Gene Ontology annotation, molecular function: RNA binding; ATP binding; RNA helicase activity. Gene Ontology annotation, cellular component: cytoplasm; nucleus; ribonucleoprotein complex. NCBI's taxonomy places the organism in Eukaryota, Metazoa, Arthropoda, Insecta, Hymenoptera, Formicidae. The record is from RefSeq and is a predicted model, not a curated record.
CCUCCUUCCCGUCCCGUCACUACUGUUGCCUCGUUCCUUCAGCUGGCUGGUCUGAUAACGGGUGAACGUGUUCUCGUCACCCGGUCCGGAUUCUCGACCCUUAUCGGUAACUACCAAGGAAAUCGCACGCAGGACAUAUUCCCACCCCUUGCAAUGGCAUACGGUGACCGCUCUGAUCGUUCUGAUAGACGAGGAGGAGGAGGAGGUGGCGGUGGAGCACGUGGUGGUGGUGGUAGAUUCGGCGGACGCGAUGGAGGCGGAGGAGGCAAUAGAUUUGGCAGCAGCGGAAACAGAGACAGCAAUUUUGGAAACAACAAUUUUAAAAAUCGGCAACCUGGGGAACGGUUACGUAAACCACGAUGGGAUAUGAGCACUUUACCACAAUUCAGAAAGGAUUUCUACCAGCCACAUCCUAACGUAAUGGCACGGAGUAUUCACGCUGUAGAGGCAUAUCGUUCCAAUAAAGAGAUCACUGUGAAGGGGGCUAACGUUCCAGGUCCCAAUAUUUAUUUCGAAGAAGGUGGCUUCCCAGACUAUGUCCUCAAUGAGAUUCGUAGACAAGGAUUUGGUGAACCGACCGCGAUCCAGGCACAAGGUUGGCCUAUUGCCCUGUCCGGCCGAGAUAUGGUUGGUAUAGCGCAAACGGGUUCUGGAAAGACUCUGGCAUACAUCUUGCCGGCGAUCGUGCAUAUAAAUCAUCAACCUAGACUGAGCAGGAACGAUGGGCCAAUCGCAUUAAUCUUAGCGCCAACUCGAGAAUUGGCACAACAAAUUCAACAAGUAGCAUCAGAUUUUGGCAUGUCUUCUCAGGUGCGAAACACAUGUAUCUUCGGUGGUGCUCCAAAAGGACCUCAGGCGCGUGACCUCGAGCGCGGCGUAGAGAUUUGUAUUGCUACGCCAGGACGUCUUAUAGACUUUUUGGAACGCGGCACAACUAAUCUACGUAGAUGUACAUAUUUAGUACUUGAUGAGGCCGAUAGAAUGCUCGAUAUGGGCUUCGAGCCUCAAAUUAGGAAAAUUGUAGAACAAAUACGUCCCGACCGUCAGACUCUCAUGUGGUCGGCGACGUGGCCAAAGGAAGUACGUAAUCUCGCGGAAGAGUUCCUAACAGAUUACAUACAAAUCAACAUUGGUUCCCUGCAAUUGGCUGCCAAUCACAAUAUUCUGCAAAUCGUUGAUGUAUGUGAGGAAUAUGAAAAGGAGAGUAAACUCAUGAAAUUGUUGGAAGAAAUCUCAAAUGAACCAGAAAAUAAGACUAUAAUAUUUGUCGAAACUAAAAGAAAAGUGGAUGAUAUAACAAGAGCUAUUAAUAGAUACGGAUGGCAAGCGAUUGGUAUUCACGGAGACAAAAGCCAACAAGAAAGAGAUUAUGUAUUAAAUCAGUUCCGGAAUAGCAGAUCUGCCAUCCUUGUGGCUACUGAUGUGGCGGCGAGAGGUUUAGAUGUCGAGGAUGUCAAAUUUGUGAUAAACUUGGACUAUCCGUCUAACUCUGAGGACUAUGUGCACCGUAUCGGACGUACGGGUCGUUCGCAGCGUACAGGAACUGCGUACGCUUUUUUCACGCCCGGCAAUGCUCACAAGGCUGGUGACUUAAUUCAAGUUUUAGAAGAGGCUAAGCAAGUUGUCAAUCCGAAAUUAUAUGAUUUAUCCCGAAAUCCUGGCAUUUAUAAGAGAGGACGCUACGGUGGACGCAGUGGAGGUGGAGGCGGUGGACGAGGAUCUGGAGGCCGUGGUGGUUCACGAGGAUCUCGUGGAGGCCGUGAUGCAGGAGAUAGAGGAAGAUUCGACCGCUCUUCCGGUACUGGUGCAAGUGAUCGCAACAAAUGGUCCGGAAGCAGUAGCGGUGGCAUAGGCGGGGCUAGCUAUGGAAGCAGUAAAUCGUUCCCUCAAAACAGCUUUGGAAGUGGAACUUCCGGCGGUGGCUCUGGUAGCUACAGCCAGAACAAUAGUGGAUAUGGAAGCAGCUACAGGCAACAAAACGGCUAUUGAACGAACGAUCAAAUAAUACUCCCAUUUGCGUCCCAGAGGGAAUAAUGGCAGACGAUUGAUUGAGCCGACGAGCCCAGAAUUGCAGAGAAUUGUUCCAAAAAAAAUUACACAUUCUCACGAACAUUCGCCUCCUUUUCUUUUCCAGUACACGUCACUCUUCAUUAGCUUUAAGUAAUAUUACAAUAUUAUCAAUUAUGCAAAGUCAAGUAUGUUAUAUUUAGGAUAGGAUCCUUAAUAUAUUUAAGCGGUCAAUUAUCGCAUUGCCGCCGAAUGAUAUAGUAUUACAAUUCGAUUGGCUUGCCGCUGUACAUUCAAUAAAAUAGUGUAAGACUGACACUAUAAAAAGC